Rhizopus microsporus ATCC 52813 is the source of this 1041-nucleotide messenger RNA. Its product is annotated as septin ring protein. Gene Ontology annotation, biological process: cytoskeleton-dependent cytokinesis. Bases 1 to 1041 code for a protein of 346 amino acids. NCBI's taxonomy places the organism in Eukaryota, Fungi, Mucoromycota, Mucoromycetes, Mucorales, Rhizopodaceae. Gene Ontology annotation, molecular function: molecular adaptor activity; GTPase activity; GTP binding. Gene Ontology annotation, cellular component: septin ring; septin complex; cell division site. The transcript is spliced from 8 exons. The record is from RefSeq and is a predicted model, not a curated record.
AUGGCUACUGCUACUCCUUUGCAAGAAACCACUCCUUUAAACGGCUAUGUCGGUUUUGACACAAUCACUCAGCAAAUAGAGAAGAAGUCUCUUAAACGAGGCUUUCAAUUUAACGUCAUGGUUGUAGGUCAAACAGGACUCGGUAAAUCGACUUUGAUCAAUACAUUAUUUGCUUCCCACCUUAUCGACAGUAAAGGAAGACAUAAUGUGGAAGACGUGACUAGACAGACAACAGAAAUAGAAGCUGUAUCCCAUGUCAUUGAGGAAAAUGGUGUUCAACUGAGAUUAAAUAUAGUAGACACACCAGGUUAUGGUGAUCAAGUCAAUAAUGAAGGAUGUUGGGAGCCAAUCAUUAAAUAUAUCAAAGACCAACACUCUGCUUAUUUGCGUAAGGAACUGACAGCACAACGUGAAAAGUUCAUUCAAGAUAGUCGAGUUCAUUGCUGUCUUUAUUUUAUCUCACCUUCGGGUCAUUCGCUGAAGCCAAUUGAUAUCAUCGUUCUUAAACGCCUAGUCGAAAUUGUCAACGUUGUUCCUGUAAUUGCUAAAUCGGAUUCGAUGACAGUCGAGGAACGAGCUGCCUUUAAGCAAAGGAUCAAUGCAGAAUUGGCUUUUCACAAUAUUCAGCUUUAUCCUUAUGACGAUAGAGAUUAUUAUGAUGAAGAAGAACAAAUGUUGAAUGCGAGUGUUCGAGAACUGCUUCCUUUUGCUGUUGUAGGCUCUGAAAGACAGGUAGUUGUCAACGGAAAAGCUGUUCUUGGCCGUAAGACGAGAUGGGGAACGAUCAUUGUCGAGGACGAAAAUCAUUGUGAAUUUAUUCAUUUACGAAACUUUUUGACCAGAACUCAUCUUCAAGACUUAAUUGAAACUACUUCCUUAUUCCACUAUGAAACCUUCCGUUCUAACCAACUGAUGGCUAUCAAGGAGUCUGUCAGUCCACAGUCGCCUGCUUCACCAUCUGUUCCUGCAUCUAAUUCGCCCAGUUCUCCCGUCAGUGCUACUUCAGGCACAAGCCAUGGUGGUCCUAUACCAGCAAAGUAA